This is a messenger RNA of Cucurbitaria berberidis CBS 394.84, 800 nucleotides long. Its product is annotated as cytochrome P450. The record is from RefSeq and is a predicted model, not a curated record. Gene Ontology annotation, molecular function: oxidoreductase activity, acting on paired donors, with incorporation or reduction of molecular oxygen; heme binding; monooxygenase activity. The coding region runs from base 235 to 720 and encodes 161 amino acids. The transcript has a single exon. NCBI's taxonomy places the organism in Eukaryota, Fungi, Ascomycota, Dothideomycetes, Pleosporales, Cucurbitariaceae.
AGGAGAAGGACUUGGUGAAUUCAAUGAUGAACAUGUUGGCGGCGGGCCCGCCUUCGCAAUGUUGUUUUUAGUGUGAAUAUUGGGUAAGCAUCCAGCAAUUCAGGCGAGGUUACGAGAAGAGGUGAGGGUUAAGUUGCCAGCAAUUACGAUGGACGAUCUUUCAAUGAAUGUAAAGACCCAAAGCCAUGGGAUACGGAGUUGGUGGACUCACUGCCGUACUUGAACGCUGUGGUCAUGGAGGUCCUGAGGAUGUAUCCGCCCGCGCCUACUGUUGGGAGGAAAGCGUUGGAAGAUGUCGUCAUUAUGGGAACCCUAGUACCGAAGGGCACGGAUAUAACCGUCGCAGCUCCACUCAUGAACACCAAUCCGGAGCUGUGGGGUCCAGAUGUGCACCUUUUCAAUCCGGAACGAUGGGUGGGUCCUAACAAAUCGGCAAAUGGCGGCGCAAAGAGUCCGUAUGCCUUUAUGACUUUCAUCCAGGGGCCGAGAACGUGUAUUGGGAAUCAAUUCUCCAAGUCCGAGUUAUUAGUAAUGGCUGCAGCAUUCGUCGGGCGUUUCAAAUUUGAGCUGCUGCAUCCGGAAAAGGAUUUGGAGGUUGAACUUUCGGUUACAAUGUCGCCAAAGGGUGGUAGAACUUUAGUACUUCUUGUUAAGGAUGUUUAUAGUAUACAUAUAAGACUUCCGCCAGCUAAAGGAAAGUCCAAAGGCUCCUGGAUAUAACUAGUCAAAGAACACUAAAAAGCAGUAAUUUGCGUCUGGGUCAGUUCUAGCCUCUGGCUUCUGGAUUUAUGUUUCAUUCU